AUGUCUGAUAAAGUAAAGUUUCUCAUAUUAAAUCCAUCACCGGAUAAUUUGAUUAAAAUUUUGGAAAAAUCAAAUGCUCAGUAUACGAAAAAUGGUCCAUUUGAAGCAACUAUUUUAUUGGGGGAUGUCCUACCACAGGGCUAUGAAUUACCAAACGUAAAGCCUCUUGGUGUCACGUAUUUUUCCAGAGGUGCAAAUGGAAUAUCUGAAGUUAUACAAGCAAAAGAAAGUUCAACACAAAGCUCUAUUGAUUUGGCCACAAAUUUCACAUUUGUUAAACCACCAUUUAGUGUUAUCAGAACCACAUCAGGAAUCACUAUUAUGAUAGUUUCCAAAUUAGAUACAAACAACGAGUCAGAAGAGAAACCAUUAGACCUUCCUGAAGUUAAGAUUGAUAUCUUGAUAACAUAUGAAUGGCCACAAGUUAUUGGUAGAUUAUGUAAAUUGACUACAGUUGGUAAUGAUAAAAUCAACGAAUUGGUCACGAAAUUAAAACCAAGGUAUCAUUUUGCUGUUGGAAAUGAAAUUGGGAAAUUUUUCGAAUUGGAACCAUUUGCUUGGUCUACUGGAGAAAUAACCAGAUUUAUCAGUUUAGCGCAAGAGGGAGGAUCAAAAGAGAAAUGGUUCUAUGCAUUUAGCAUAGGUUUGGAACAAGACAAAAACACCAAUGUUAUUGAAAACCCAUUUACAGCUACAAACAAAAGAUCCAGGGACGGAGAUACCAACAAAGAUGAAGAAAAGGAGCUAUCAAAUGCGAGAGAAGUUAAAAAGCCUAAGGUGGUAGCUCCUGAACAAUGCUUUUUUUGUUUGAGUAACCCCAAUACGGAAACCCACAUGAUUGUUUCUAUUGGAACUUGCUCAUAUUUAACUAUUGCAAAAGGUCCAUUAACAAGGUCCAAUAAAAACUUGCAGUUUUCUGGUCAUGGAAUUUUGAUCCCAAUUGAGCAUACACCUACAAUAAAACAAGAAUCUUUGGUUUCAGAAGAAUUGUUGAAAUAUCAAAAUAGUUUAGUAACUGCAUUUGAUGAACAAAAACCGAACUUGAAAUUAGUAUUUUGGGGAAUCAACCGAGACACAAACAUUCAUUAUCAUAAACAAUUCUUACCAGUUGAAGAAUCUUUGUUAAACAAGUUUUCAAAAUCAUUGGAUAUGAGAGUUAAACUAAAUAAUGAAAAAUUCAAAAAGAAUCAGAACUUGCACUUCACAAAAUUUACUGAUAUGGCAAAUCCUGAGCUUACAAAAAUAUUGGAUACUUCCAAUUAUAUAAUGUUUACUGUGUGCAAGAAUAAAACUGACCGAGAUUAUUAUAUUGCUCCUUUAAUACCGGAAAAGUCUAUAGACAUACAAUUUCCUAGACGAGUACUAGCUCAUGUAUUGAAUCUUCCUGAUAGAAUUCAUUGGGAUAAAUGUCAACAACCUAAACUUAAAGAAAUGGCAGAUUGUGAAAACUUUAAAUCAUUUUAUCAAAAAUUUGACUUUACACUUUAA
Candida albicans SC5314 is the source of this 1488-nucleotide messenger RNA. RefSeq lists its product as uncharacterized. Lineage: Eukaryota; Fungi; Ascomycota; Pichiomycetes; Serinales; Debaryomycetaceae. The record is from RefSeq and is a predicted model, not a curated record. Gene Ontology annotation, biological process: mRNA splicing, via spliceosome. The coding region runs from base 1 to 1488 and encodes 495 amino acids. Gene Ontology annotation, molecular function: RNA lariat debranching enzyme activator activity. Gene Ontology annotation, cellular component: post-mRNA release spliceosomal complex. The transcript has a single exon.